Messenger RNA from Gamsiella multidivaricata, 645 nucleotides. RefSeq names its product emp24/gp25L/p24 family/GOLD-domain-containing protein. Gene Ontology annotation, biological process: Golgi organization; intracellular protein transport; protein retention in ER lumen. Gene Ontology annotation, cellular component: endoplasmic reticulum-Golgi intermediate compartment; endoplasmic reticulum; Golgi apparatus. The coding region runs from base 1 to 645 and encodes 214 amino acids. Lineage: Eukaryota; Fungi; Mortierellomycota; Mortierellomycetes; Mortierellales; Mortierellaceae. The transcript is spliced from 2 exons. The record is from RefSeq and is a predicted model, not a curated record.
AUGGCCCUCGUGGCCCUGGUCACAUUCCUCUCCUUCUCCUCUAUCACAAAGCCCGUCGAGGCUACCGCACUCACCUACAACGUCGCCGCACAUGAGCGAGCGUGCUUCUAUACCUGGGCUGACAUUCCCAAAAAGAAGAUUGCUUUUUACUUUGCGGUCCAAUCCGGUGGAUCAUUCGAUAUCGACGUCGAGGUUAAGGAUCCUAAGGAAAAGACGAUUCUGUCGCUCGAGAAGGAGCGCCAGGGCGAUUAUGUGUUCACUGCCAACGAGAUCGGUGAAUACUCCUUCUGCUUCUCAAACGACAUGUCGACAUUCGCGGAAAAGGUCGUUGACUUUGAGAUUACAGUCGAACACGAGAAGCGACCUGCCCAGAUAGAUCAGAGCGAGAAGGGAACGGGCCCUCAGGCUCAAGCCCAGGCCAUGGAUGAGUCGUUGUUCAGAUUGACAGGCGAAUUGUCACAGAUCGACAGGAUGCAGAAGUACUUCAAGACGAGAGAGAGCCGCAAUUUCGCUACCGUCAUCUCGACUGAGAGCAGGAUCUUUUGGUUCUCGUUGACCGAGUCUGCUCUGAUCGUAAUCAUGUCGGCCUUCCAGGUCUUUGUCGUCAGGACUUUCUUCUCCAACUCCAAAAGAUCUUUCGUCUAA